Nerophis lumbriciformis (worm pipefish) is the source of this 2904-nucleotide messenger RNA. Lineage: Eukaryota; Metazoa; Chordata; Actinopteri; Syngnathiformes; Syngnathidae. The record is from RefSeq and is a predicted model, not a curated record.
GUGGCAAUGGCUAAGAUCUUUUUACUGUCGUUUGAAGUGAUCAUGUUUUUCUUCGCCGUCAAUGCUGUCUUUGAGGAUCAAGUCGGGAAAUUCGACUGGAGACAGCAAUAUAUUGGGAAUGUCCGCUUCGCCCAGUUUGAUGCCCACCUGCAGUCAUCCAAAAAAGUGAUUCUAGCAACCGAGAAGAAUGUUUUUGCUGCAGUGAACACCAGGACUGGAGAACUUUUUUGGCGACAUGUGGAUAAGACUGGGCCAGAGGGAAGUAUCAAUGCGCUUCUCCAUCAUGGGCAAGAUGCUGUGCUGGUGGUAGGAAAUGGCCGAAUACUUCGUUCCUGGGAUAUAAAUGUUGGUGGUUUGAAUUGGGAGAUGGUGCUGGACUCUGGCAGUUUCCAGGCAGCAAUUUUAGUUGGGCAGCAGGGCACAGUGAAGCAUGUGGCGGUUAUGAAAAAAACUGCCUUGUCUCUUCAUUACCUUUCUAAUGGUCACCAAAAGUGGAUUGAAAAUCUUCCAGACAGUGAGACAGUGGAUUACCAGUUUGUAUAUUCUGGAGGAACUGGAGAAGUGUAUGUACUGGGAGUCCUGCCUCAUUCCCACAUUGCUAUUGUCACUUACAGUGUGGAGGAUGGAGAGAUAGUCAAGCAGGUUUCAGCCGAAGCGCCUUGGCUGUCAAACAUUCAAGUCAGCUGUGCAAUGGUCGGCAAGGGAAUAUUGACGUGUGUCAACCCUGCCUCUGCCUCUCUCUACACACUGGAUGUUCAUACACAGGCGCAGAUGACUCAAAUACCGCUACAGUCACUGGGACUUGACGUUACACCAGACUUCCAACCAGUGCUGGUGUCCACCCAGCCCAAUCCUUCCCGGCCUCCCCUCUCUGAGUUCUUCCUUCAGCUCAGUCCUGACCAUUACCUGCUGCUCCAGCUCAACAAUGGACAGAUAAUCACACUGAGAGAUUUCAAGCCUGCAACGCUGGCUUCAUUUUCCACCACUGGAGAUAAAACCGUCGCUGCAGUUAUGUCACCGAAGAAUAAUACGGCUUGCAACAUUAACUUGUUCAGUGCUGAAACUGGGCGCAGACUUCUUGACACAACCGUGAAUGUUAAUAUUGAGCCGAAUAGUGGCAAACCAGAGAAGCUGUACGUUCAGACGUUCCUAAAGAAGGACGACUCUGUUGGCUAUAGAGUCAUGGUGCAGACUGAAGACCACAAGCUCAGUUUCAUUCAACAGCCAGGGCGUGUCAUGUGGACCAGAGAAGAGUCCCUUUCGGACGUGGUGACUAUGGAAAUGGUAGAUCUGCCCCUCACAGGAACGCAGGCGGAACUGGAGGGAGAGUUUGGCAAAAAGGCCGCCAUUCAAGAUGGCUUGAUGUCCAUGGUGCUGAAGCGGCUGUCCUCCCAGCUCAUCCUGCUUCAGGCUUGGAUCGCUCACCUCUGGAAGCUCUUCUAUGAUGCGCGCAAACCUCGCAGUCAAGUCAAAAAUGACAUGAGCAUCGAGACGCUGUCCAGAGACGAAUUCAACUUGCAGAAAAUGAUGGUCAUGGUCACUGCGUCUGGCAAGCUCUUCGGCAUUGACAGCAAGACAGGCACUAUUUUAUGGAGGCAUUACCUUGAGAACGUCCCAUCCAAUGCAGCCUUCAAACUCAUGGUGCAACGGACCACUGCUCACUUCCCUCACCCCCCACAGUGCACACUACUUAUCAAAGACAAGGACUCCGGCUUGACCACACUCCAUGUAUUUAACCCCAUCUUUGGGAAGAAGAGCCACGUUGCACCACCAGCCCUUGCUCAGCCGAUACUUCAGUCACUCAUGCUUCCGCUCAUGGACCAGGAUUACGCCAAAGUCUUACUACUUGUAGACAACCAGUACAAGGUAACAGCCUUCCCUUCCACUAAAAAUGUCUUACAACAGCUUCAGGAAAUGGCAUCUUCUAUAUUCUUCUACCUGGUGGACUCAAGCCAGGGGAGACUGUCUGGAUACCGGCUGCGAACGGAUUUGUCCACGGAGCUAAUCUGGGAAGUGGUCGUCCCCACAGAAGUACAGAAAAUUGUCUCGGUCAAAGGGAAAAGGCCAAACGAGCACGUACACUCCCAGGGCCGAGUCAUGGGAGAUCGCAGUGUCCUUUAUAAGUAUCUGAACCCUAAUCUACUGGCGGUGGUGAGCGAGAGCACUGACUCCCACCAAGAGCGAAGCUUUAUCGGCAUCUUGCUGAUCGACGGCGUGACCGGUCGUAUCAUCCACGAAGCGGUUCAGAGGAAGGCCAGAGGCCCGGUCCACGUUGUCCACUCUGAAAACUGGGUGGUGUACGAAUACUGGAGCACCAAGUCUCGUAGGAAUGAGUUUUCGGUGAUUGAACUGUAUGAAGGGACGGAGUUGUACAACAGCACCGUGUUCAGCUCUCUGGAUCGGCCGCACGCCCCUCAAGUUUUGCAGCAGUCUUAUAUUUUCCCUUCAUCCAUCUCCACCUUGGAAGCCACGCUGACCGAGAAGGGCAUCACCAGCCGCCACCUGCUCAUUGGUCUGCCGUCAGGUGGCAUUUUAUCACUGCCCAAAAUGUUCCUUGACCCCCGAAGGCCUGAAAUAAUAUCCGAGCAGAGCCGGGAAGAGAAUCUGAUCCCAUACGCUCCAGAGUUAAUCAUCCGCACGGAGUGGUUCGUCAACUACAAUCAAACGGUAUCAAGAGUGCGAGGAAUUUACACUGCCCCCUCUGGACUGGAGUCCACAUGUCUGGUAGUGGCGUAUGGUCUUGACAUCUACCAGACGCGCGUCUAUCCCUCCAAACAAUUCGACGUGCUAAAAGACGACUAUGACUACAUGCUAAUCAGCAGUGUGCUCUUUGCUCUCUUCUUCGCCACUAUGAUAAGCAAGCGAUUGGCUGAAGUUAAGCUGCUCAACCGGGCAUGGCGGUAA